This is a messenger RNA of Gigantopelta aegis, 3003 nucleotides long. Its product is annotated as transmembrane protein 254-like. NCBI's taxonomy places the organism in Eukaryota, Metazoa, Mollusca, Gastropoda, Neomphalida, Peltospiridae. The transcript is spliced from 4 exons. The record is from RefSeq and is a predicted model, not a curated record. The coding region runs from base 5 to 379 and encodes 124 amino acids.
AACAAUGGAGGCGAAGAGAAGUGACAAAGUCGACGAUAACUAUUUUAAGUUGCCUCAUCCUUUUUGGAUCGUGUCAAUUGCUUUUGGAUUGUGGUUAUUAUUUAUGUCAACAUUUGCUCCAUAUCGCAUACCUUGUUACCUUGGACCAGUGUGCUGGAUUGGUCGCUACAUGGGAACACAAUAUCCUCUAGUGUGUAAACUGCUGUGUUUGGGAACUGUCAUUAUUCAUUGUCUGGAAGCGGCAUAUGCAGAACUUCUCUGUUUAGAUAAACAGUUAUCGAUGAGUGCCUCAAUCAAGUGGACACUGCAGACUUUAAUGUUUGGAUUUGCUUCACUCAUCCGGUUAAAGGAUUACAGCGGUCAUCAAAAACUCUCAUAGUCACAAAUACGCAUGGAAUAUUGAAUCGUGAUAAAAAAGUGUGUGAUUACAAUGUUUUUAUGUCUGUUAUGGAAAUUGUACAUUAUAAAGUUAUGACUUGUUUUUUCAGAUGUUUGAAUAGAUGGUAUUUCGGGGUGUGGGGGGGGGGGGGGAGAGAAAAAACACUAAAAAACCAGUCAGUCUCAUAUAUGCAUGGGAGAUUGAAUUAUGAUUUUUUUUUAAAGUGUUAUUAAAAUGGUUUGAUGUCUGUUAUUAAAAUUGUACAUUAUUAAGUUAUGAUUAGUUUUUUUGAUGUUUGAAUAAGAUGAUAUUUCAGGAGUGAGUCACAAAAAACAGUCAUACAUGUAGUCUCAAAUAUGCAUGUAAGAUUCAUUAAAUCAUGAUAAAACAAAAGUGUGUGAUUAAAGUGUUAUGGAAAUUGUACAUCAUUAAAGUGACAUUCCCUAGUGUUUAAACACUACAGCAUAUUUUUCACUAUUAAAGCCAGUUUUUGACAAUUUAAAUUGGAAUUACUUACAUUUUAUUAUUUAGAAUAUUCAUUUCUUACACCUGAAGUGAAUCUGGUCAUUCAGGUUUUGGUAAUACCCUCAAAUACAUUUUUCAUAAUUCUAAAAACGCAUGUUCGUUUGAGAAGUAAUGGGUAUUGAGAGAAGCUUUAGUUAAUUUUAUACGCCAUUUCCCUGUUUAAACAUAGACUUCAUCUUCUCUCUGUUAACACUUUAUUCAUAGGUGAUGUAGGUUUGUAGAUUAACUAAAUCUAGUGUCCAUUUUUAUAGUCUGAAACUAGGGUCUGCUCCUUUAAGUUAUGAUUUUUGGUUUUUGCAAUACGGUUGUAUUUUAGGGUCAAGUCACAAGAAAGUCAUAGUCUCACAUAUGCAUGGAAGGUUGAAUUAAGAUUUUUUAAAAAGAUAAAAAAGUGUGUGAUUAAAAUGUUUUGAUGUCUGUUAUAGAAAUUGUACGUUAUUAAGUUAUUAUUUCUUUUCUGAUGUUUGAAUAAGAGGAUAUUUCAGGGAUGGACAUUAGUCUUGUUAUUUUUUGGAAAAAAAUUCUGAUUGUUAUUAUUAAAGUAUCUGACUCUUAAUUAUUAGGGAGUUUAAGACAGGCCUCCCAGACCUAUUUUUCCCAUAUUUCCUAUAUUUUUUAUAGGAUCCUAUAAAACUCCUAUAUUGAGAUUCAUUUCCUAUAUUUGACUUAAUUGCUUUGCCAAAAUGCUUAGGAAUAAAAUAUGUUACUGAGUUAUAUUCGCAAUGAAAAGCAAGCCUGUCAGAAAUUCAGAAGAUGCUUUGAAUGUGGGAGAUCUGUGUCAAGUGCCAAUCAAGAUCCUGCUCACCUGUAUUACUGAUACAAGAUGCACCAACUUUCAAAGUAUCCUGGAUAUCGGCAUGGACUGCUGGCAAGCCUUGAUAUAUAUUUGUUGAGGUAGUAGAUGGUAACUUGUGUACAUAUGCAAGGUAAGAACAUACCAUUAGUAAUGUAAAUGUCUUUAGAAAUCCAUGUAAAAUGCCUAUAAUCUUGAUAAUUGGUCCAAAUUUUCCUAUAAAACUCCUAUAUUUGACCUCAAAAUUCCUAUAACACUUCUAUAUUUUGAUAUGCAAAUUCCUAUAUUUCCUAUAUUUUAAUAUGUACAAGUGGCUGGGAGGCCUGUUAAGAUAUUUUUGUCGUUUAUGACUUGUUUUAUCAUUUUAUCGUAUCAAGUACAUUUUGCAUUAAUUAUGAUUUUUGGCAAAUCCAACAUGUUUAUGGUCAUUGUGGUGUUUGUAGUAACUUUAAAGAAUUUUGUUUUGGAGAUAUGAAAAUGCUACAUAACUGUGAAACUGGGAUCAGUCGCUUUAACAUUAUUUCUUUGGCCCAAAAUAUUCUAUGCCUCCCAAGUGAUGCUAUUGCACAUUUGUUUAACUUUGAAUUGGUGAUCGUUAAGAGGAGGAAAGCCAAUGUAUGUGUGUGUGUGUGUAUAUAUAUAUAUAUAUAUAUUAUAGAGAGAGAGAGAGAGAGAGAGAGAGAGAGAUAGAGAGAGAUGUUUUCAAGGAUGAGACUUUUAUUUGCCCAAUUAAAAAACAAAACAAUUCAGAGCAACACACUAUGCAACUUAUUUUUGAUUUUGCUUCAAGCAUUUAUGAAUUGUUACAGUAACUGUUGUAGUUACAUUGUAAAUACAGUUGUUGAAAUAUCCAUGUCUAUAAACAUAUAUAUAUAUUAUAUAGAUUUUUAAUCUAAAUACAGGGUUACGUAUUAGCUUUCUGUACAGCUUUUCCCACUGUGUUGAAAGUCUGAUAGUUUUGCCGCUCCACUUUAUCACAGACAGUCACUGAAUGCUUCUUAUGGCUUGUUUAGUAUUGUCAAAUGUCAGCAAGCAGCAUUUUGUUUGGUCACAGGAUAGGUCAUCCAGAUAUGGUAUAACAUUGGGUUUGGUAAGAUCUCCUGGCAGAAACGUAAACUUGUAUUGAUCAGUAGGAUGUGAAUCGAGUCAAGACUUGAGUCUUUCAGUGUGAAUAUUUUUCUGUGUGCAUAAAAUGUAAUAAUGUAUGUACUGGUAAUAUAUACUGGACAGCAAAAGAAACAAAUAUUAAGAAAACAGUUGUGAUCAAAUUAAUUUGAUAAAUAGGAAAAGAAAGAAAGAAAUGUUU